This is a messenger RNA of Penicillium mononematosum, 2475 nucleotides long. RefSeq names its product PSP1 family protein. The record is from RefSeq and is a predicted model, not a curated record. Bases 1 to 2475 code for a protein of 824 amino acids. NCBI's taxonomy places the organism in Eukaryota, Fungi, Ascomycota, Eurotiomycetes, Eurotiales, Aspergillaceae. The transcript is spliced from 4 exons. Gene Ontology annotation, cellular component: cytoplasm.
AUGGCAGCGCCAUCUAACAAACCGACCUCGAUGGCCCAGUCAUCCACCCCACCUGCCGCGCCGACAGCGUCUGCCAUCCUCGAGAAGACUCACCCAGGCGUGCGCCGUUCCACCCCAGACUCGGAUGCAUUGGCUUCCUCUGACGAUGAUGGAGACCAUGGCGCACAAGCCCAGAACAUUAUCCCACCUACCACCAGGCCACCAGUUCGUCGCACCUCGUGGUUGAAUGAAGUUCCGCUUUCCGCUCAGCGUAAACAUUCGCUGCCUGGAGGUCCCCUUUCUUCCGCCCCGUCUAACCCUACAAGCCCCGCUAGUGAUCAGGCACCAUGGGCGACAACUACAAGCCCAAGUCUUGCCGGAUCUUUCAAUUGGAAUCAAGCCGGAGGAAGUCCAUUUUCCUGGGGCACAGGCACAGGCAUCUGGAACACUGAAUCACGCAAGGAACCCCCUUCUCGCUUGGCAGAAAUGGUACCCUCUCCGACCAUGACCAACCCACCUCCUUCGGGCGGCAACGUGUCAGACGAAAUGUUGAGCCCAAUCACCCGUACCAUCUCCGGUGAAUCCGCCAUCCCUUUCUCCAUCCCGUUACAACCAACUCUCAAAACCUAUCGCUCUCAGUCAUACUCUGUUGGUCAGAUGGAUCCAGAGUUCCUCAGCCUCAAUACUAGCAAGGCCGGUGCAGCUCCUACUGCCGGUGCGCAAUACCCAGGAAGUCGCUCCCGUGGUCCAGGUCAGAUGUCUGCUGUCCAGCCUCGAGCAUCACGCCCUAGUAUGCUCGGUGAAUUAGGGCAUGAUACUGCAAUGCUGGGUCGGGUCCGCGAGGACGAUGAUGGCGACGAGAGCCUUAACGGGUCGGAAAGCGACAGGAGCUAUUCAGCGAGCCAGGCUCGGCAGAUCGAACAGCUAGCGCGCGAGAACGCACUCUUACGGCAAGCAGCUGCGGCAGGUCAAAUGGAUAACAGAUACCGUGAGCGAGCUGGAUCAGCUGCAUCAAUCGGUGGUGGUCAUUCGCUACAUCGCAUCCGAGGCGGUGUUCUAGAGGGAGAUUUGGCUGGAGAGGAUCCGGGGGAACUGCGCGAUAUUACCGGAUACAACAACUUGCGUGGUAAUUCUCGUCGCCGCUUCUCUGAGCAUUUAGCGCACCCGGAAGCGCAAUUCUCGUCCUUCGCCUCCCCGCUGGAGAAUCGUGCUCUAGAGACAAUUCGCCGACACUCUUUCGCCGAGAUACCGAUGCGUCACGGCUCAAUCGGUCCUGACUCGCACACGACUGCUACUCCUCGCGCAGCUAUGGGAGACCGUGAUGAUGGCUAUGGUAACCUUAGUGACUAUUCGAACCAACCUUACUACUCCCGUGAGCAGACCUUGCGCGGAGAUGGCUCCUCGGGUAUCCCGCCAUCUCUCAGCCAGUAUGCCAUGUCGAAUGCGUACGGUCGUCAACCAUCCGCAUUGUCCCAUGCUCAUCAAAAUCAGCUUUUGUACAUUGUCGCCUUCAAGUGCAGCCGCGCAGACGUUUUCUACAUUCAAGAAGAUACCGGUCUACAGGUCAAGAAUGGUGAUCUAGUCAUUGUGGAGGCGGACCGGGGAACAGAUCUGGGCACCGUCAUCCAUGCGAACAUAUCGCUCCAACAGGCACGGGAGUUAAAGCAACAUUACGCGGAAGAGCACUACAAGACCCUCAUGCUUUUCUCUAGACACGGCCAGCCUGAGGGCUCCACCCUAACCAACCCCAACACGGGCUUGAACACUCGAAGUGCCACAGGUGGCAUGGGUCCUCACGGUCCUCAUAGUGCGCAGGAACCCGCGACAGACAUCAAACCUAAGCUCAUCAAGCGGUUGGCACAGCAACAUGAGGUCCUAACAUUGCACGAUAAGGAAGGAAAUGAAGCCAAAGCCAAGCGGGUCUGCCAGCAGAAAGUGGUCGAGCAUCGGCUUAAUAUGGAGAUCCUCGACGCCGAGUUCCAAAUGGACUGGAAAAAGCUUACCUUCUACUACUUUGCUGAUUCGUACAUCAACUUCAACUCGCUGGUGACCGACUUAUUCAAGAUCUACAAGACCCGCAUCUGGAUGUCAGCUAUCAACCCGGCCUCGUUUGUCACACCCCCUACGACUGGUCUGUCAGGUCCUGGCACUAUGCCCAACCCCCUUUAUGGCCAGGACGCAGACCGUCGCCACCAACUUGAGAAUAGAUCCUAUGGCGGAGCGCGAGAUGCUGUCGACACAGGUCGGGAGAUGCCAAACCCCGUUGGCAUGCUUCGCACAUCCUACGGAGAGUCCUACCAGCCCUUUUCUCAGCCUUCCCGUCACUCAGAAGGACCUGCUCAUUCGGAUGUCUUUGCCCCACAGGCUUCCAGCUUUGGUCCUGCAGAUUCAUUCGAGUAUCCCGGCAACAUCGGCGCCUCCAAUGGUUCGUCCCGUGUGCACCCAGCGCAGGGCGAAUGGCUCAACCGGUUCCAGGGCCUAUCGCUCAACUCCUAA